AUGAUUAAGCUCGCCAGGUUAUUAGUCGGGGGUAUUUUAUUGUAUAUUAAAUACGUUUCGGGGAUGAUGUCGAUGGGUGGAAUGGGAAUGGGUGGUAUGGGGUACGGGGGAUCCGGAAUGGGUUACGGUGGAGGUAUGAACCUCUUCGGGGGUAGCGAAUCCAGUGGCGGUUCCUUCGGACAGGGUAAAAAAAUGUUCGACGAUAUUUUUUUCAAAAAAGGUUUCGGUAGCCAAGAGGGAGGUUUCGGAAUGGGUCAAUCCGGAUACGGAAGCGACGACGUUUUAGUGAAAGACGUUAAAGGGGAGAUGGGGUUUCACGGUGGUCACCAUGGGGGGAAAAAUAUAAUGUCAGACGGAAAAGGGUAUUUUGGUACCAAUCAUAUUGGCCAUGAAGGUUUGUAA
Molecule: messenger RNA, 402 nt
Organism: Diorhabda carinulata
Lineage: Eukaryota; Metazoa; Arthropoda; Insecta; Coleoptera; Chrysomelidae
Product: keratin, type II cytoskeletal I-like
Exons: 2
Coding region: 1-402 (133 amino acids)
Source: RefSeq, a predicted model, not a curated record